Molecule: messenger RNA, 16572 nt
Organism: Suncus etruscus (white-toothed pygmy shrew)
Lineage: Eukaryota; Metazoa; Chordata; Mammalia; Eulipotyphla; Soricidae
Gene: KMT2C
Product: lysine methyltransferase 2C
Biological process (GO): positive regulation of transcription by RNA polymerase II
Cellular component (GO): nucleus; MLL3/4 complex
Molecular function (GO): histone H3K4 methyltransferase activity; transcription coactivator activity; histone binding
Source: RefSeq, a predicted model, not a curated record
AUGCGCGCGCGUGCAUCGGAGUGGGGCCGCCCGCGGCGCGGGUGUGCGUGUGGGCGCGCGUGGCGGGGUGCCGAGGGGCCCCGCGCCGCCGCCAACGCCGCCGCCAAACUUCCACUCUCCUCCCCGGGCCCCCGCUCCGGGCCCCCCGCGCGGCAGCUGUCAAAACUUGGGCGGCCGCCGCCCGGCCUGACAGCGUCCGCGGGGGGCGGGCCCGUCCUCGGCCGCGUCCCCGGCCCCGUCCUCGGCCCUCGGCCCCGGCCCCGGCCCGUGCGUGUCCGGGACCCGCCGCCGCCCGCCCCCGGCGCCGCGGGGCGAUGCGAGAGGCUGAGGCGGGCCUGCAGGCACCCCGAGCAGCGGAGGCGGAGGCGGAGGCGCGGGCGGAGGCGGCGGGCCACGGCGGGGAGCGGCCCCCCCGGCGCCCCCCGGGGCCCAGCGCCCCGGGCCGCGCACCACUGGAUGUCGUCGGAGGGAGGACCGCGGGCGCCCGAGCGGCCCCCGGAGAGGCCCUGCGCCCCGGCCCGAGCCCCGCCCGCCGCCGCAGACAAAAGACCUCGGGGCCGGCCGCGCAAAGAUGGCGCUUCCCCCUUCCCGAGGGCCAGAAAGAAGCCUCGAAGCAGAGGAAAAAAUGCAGUGGAAGAUGAAGACAGUAUGGAUGGGCUGGAGACAGCAGAGGCAGAAAACACUGUGGAAACAGCAGAAAUCAAAGAACAGUGCGCAGAGGAGGACGCUGAAGUGGAAGCGGAUGGCAGCAGGCAGCGUGCUGGGCCCGAGGAACCCCCCGGGAUGCUGGUGUCAGUGGCGGUGGAAGCCAAGAUCAGUGAACAGCUCUGCGCCUUUUGUUACUGCGGUGAGAAAAGUUCCUUAGGACAGGGGGACUUAAAGCAGUUCCGUGUGACCCCUGGGUUCCUUGUACCGUGGGGGAGCCAGCCUAGCUUCCAGAGUGACUCCGAGGGCAGCGGCCACAGUGCCUGUGACAAGUUGCCCAGCUCAGCACUGCGGAAGUCCCGAACUCAGAGAAGAGAACGAUGCCCUCGGCAGGACCUGGUGUCGUGUGUAAGUGUGAGCACACAGACGGUUUCUGAGGACCAGGCCGGGAAGCUCUGGGAUGAACUCAGCCUGGUCGGCCUUCCGGAUGCCAUAGAUGUCCAAGCCUUAUUCGAGCCCACAGGUACUUGCUGGGCUCACCGCCGCUGUGUGGAGUGGUCUCUGGGCGUGUGCCAGAUGGAGGAGCCCGCCUUAGUGAACGUGGACAAAGCUGUCGUCUCAGGGAGCACAGAGCGCUGUGCAUUUUGUAAGCACCUUGGAGCCACUAUUCGAUGCUGUGAAGAGCGAUGUACCCAAAUGUAUCAUUUCCCCUGUGCCGCGAGUGCUGGCACCUUCCAGGACUGCAGGCACUUCUUCCUCCUCUGCCCAGACCACAUUGACCAGGCUCCAGAGAGAUCAAAGGAAGAUGCGAAUUGUGCGGUGUGCGACAGCCCGGGAGACCUCCUGGACCAGUUCUUCUGCACCACCUGUGGGCAGCACUAUCACGGCAUGUGCUUGGACAUAGCCGUCACACCACUCAAGCGUGCUGGCUGGCAGUGCCCCGAGUGCAAAGUGUGCCAGAACUGCAAACAGUCGGGAGAGGACAGCAAGAUGCUGGUAUGUGACACCUGUGAUAAAGGCUACCACACAUUCUGUCUCCAGCCGGUCAUGAAGUCAGUACCAACCAAUGGCUGGAAAUGCAAAAAUUGCAGAGUCUGCAUGGUCUGUGGUACACGCUCUAGUUCUCAGUGGCACCACAACUGCCUGGUUUGUGAUAGCUGUUACCAGCAGCAGGAUAACUUGUGUCCUUUCUGCGGGAAGUGCUGCCAUCCGGAACUUCGAAAGGACAUGCUUCACUGUAACCUGUGCCGCAGAUGGGUUCAUUUAGAAUGUGACAAACCAACAGAUCAUGAACUGGAUUCUCAGGUCAAAGAAGAUUACAUCUGCCUGUAUUGUAAACACUUGGCGGCUGAGAUGGACCCUUUCCAGCCUGGUGUGGGCAUGGACAUGACCCACCUUGACACAGAUUAUAGCAAUGAAAUGGAAGUUGAAGGAUCCGAAGCCCAUGUGGUGUUUCUGAAAAACACGACUAGCACUGCUAUCAAUGGCCAGGAUUCAGAGCCUGGAAUUGUUCCAGAAGCAGUGCAGAUGCCCACGGAUGAGCAGUGGCAGAGAAGUGCGCCACAGAGUCCCGGCACACCAAGCCUUCCCCUUGCUGAAGCAUCUCAGGAUAAAAUGAGUCCUGAAGUGGAAAACCUGAUUUCUCAUGAAGCAGCCGCAUCACCUCAGCAUGUUUGUCACAAAACUCCAAGUGGAAAUGAGGUGGGAGAGAUGGAGGACAUGGGGAUGUCGGCCCACCAGACAGUUGUCCAGCCCAAGAAGCUGGAUUACUCAGAGGACCCUCAAGUGGUAUUACCCCCAGAAGCAGCAGGGCCUGCAGAACAGGUUGCAUGCCCCGUUACUGUCCUCCCAGAAGCCUCAGUGCCCUCAGGCGAGGACAGUACUGCACUAUUGUCAAACGAUCUGCUGGCCAUCACAAGGGCACACGAAAAGACGGAGCAGACAGAAAGUUCUGGCCCUUCAGUCGCACUUACGGAUUUAGAAAUCACUCUGCCGCCCAUGGAAAGUCAUGUGAAAGAGGGCUCAGGCCCUGAUGAUGGACCGGGCAGCGUGCCCCCUGAUCCCCCAUCAGCGUUUCUGGCCACAGCCACCUCGCCACCACCCACUGCAGACUUGCCUUCUCCUGGCCCGCUGCCCGGUUACCCAGCCACCCUCCCCACACCUGCCUAUGUUGCUGUCACGCCAAAGAUUGGCAUGGGCAAACCAGCUAUCACCAAAAGGAAAUUUUCUCCUGGAAGACCACGGUCCAAGCAGGGGGCCUGGAGCGCCCAUAGCAUGAGCCCGCCCUCCUGGUCCCCCGACACUCCAGAAGGCCGGGACAUUUUUAAACCCAGGCAGCUUGCAGGCGGGCCCAUUUGGAGCAUCAAAGUGGGUCGAGGGGCAGGAUUUCCAGGAAAGCGGAGACCUCGUGGUGCUGGGCUUGCUGGACGUGGUGGCCGAGGCCGGUCCAAGUUGAAAAGUGGCCUUGGGGCGGUGGUGUUACCCGGGGUGUCGGCCGCAGACCCUGCUUCCACCAAGGAUGAGGAGGAGAACUCGAUGCACAACACAGUCGUCCUUUUCUCCAGCAGCGACAAGUUCACCUUGCACCAGGACAUGUGCGUGGUGUGCGGCAGCUUUGGUCAAGGGGCCGAGGGGCGGCUGCUGGCCUGUUCGCAGUGUGGUCAGUGUUACCAUCCUUACUGUGUCAGUAUUAAGAUCACGAAGGUGGUUCUUAACAAGGGCUGGCGAUGCUUGGAGUGCACGGUGUGCGAGGCAUGUGGGAAGGCCACCGACCCUGGACGCCUCCUGCUGUGUGACGACUGUGACAUCAGCUAUCACACCUACUGCCUGGACCCUCCACUGCAGACCGUGCCCAAGGGGGGCUGGAAAUGCAAAUGGUGUGUGUGGUGUAGACACUGUGGAGCCACAUCUGCUGGCCUGCGCUGUGAGUGGCAGAACAACUACACUCAGUGUGCGCCCUGUGCCAGCCUGUCUUGCUGCCCCAUCUGCGGUCGCAACUACCGGGAAGAAGCUCUGAUCCUGCAGUGUCGCCAGUGUGACAGGUGGAUGCAUGCGGUUUGUCAGAACUUAAACUUGGAAGAGGAAGUGGAGAGUGUGGCUGAUGCGGGCUUUGACUGCAGCCUGUGCCGGCCCUACAUGCCCACGCACAAUGUGCCUUCCUCAGACUGCUGUGAAUCUUCACUUGUAGCACAGAUUGUCACGAAAGUGAAAGACAUAGAUCCGCCCAAGAUCUACACCCAGGACGGCGUGUGCUUGACGGAGUCUGGGAUGACUCAGCUCCAGAGCCUCACUGUCACAGUGCCACGAAGGAAACGCUCCAAGCCCAAAUUGAAGUUGAAGAUCAUCAAUCAGAACAGCGUGGCUGUCCUUCAGACACCCCCUGACGUCCAGUCGGAGCAUUCUCGAGAUGGGGAGAUGGAUGAUAGUCGAGAAGAACUGAUGGACUGUGAUGGAAAAUCAGAGUCGAGCCCUGAACGAGAAGCUGCAGAGGAUGAAACUAAAGGAGUAGAAGCGGCUGAGGGUGUUAAAAAGAGGAAAAGGAAACCAUACAGACCAGGUAUUGGUGGAUUCAUGGUUCGCCAAAGGAGCCGAACCGGCCAAGGGAAAGCCAAGAGAGGUGUUGUCCGCAAAGACUCGUCCGGCUCUGUUCCUGAGCAGCUGCCUAGCAGAGAUGAUGGCUGGAGUGAGCAGUUACCAGAUAAUCUAGUUGAUGAAUCUGUUUCUAUUACUGAGAACACUGAAAAAAUAAAGAAGAGAUACCGGAAAAGGAAAAAUAAGCUUGAAGAAACUUUCCCUGCCUACUUACAAGAAGCUUUCUUUGGAAAAGACCUUCUAGAUACAAGUAGACAAAACAAGUUAACUUUAGAUAAUCUUUCAGAAGACACAGCUCAGCUUUCGUAUAAAACAAACAUGAACUCGAAUUUUUUGGACCCUUCUUUAGAUCCAUUACUUAGUUCAAGUUCGACUCCAGCCAAACCUGGAAUUCAAGGCACUUCUGAGGACCCGCUGGCUGAUAUUUCUGAAGUCUUAAAUACAGAUGAGGACAUUCUUGGAAUAAUCUCAGACGACCUUGCAAAAUCAGUCGAUCCUUCAGCUGGAGUGGACAUUGGUCCAGUCGCUGAUGAUCCUUCCUCUCUGCCUCCGCCGGGUGUCAGUCAGAGUUCACGGCCUCUCAGCGAAGAGCAGCUGGAUGGGAUCCUGAGCCCAGAGCUGGACAAAAUGGUCACAGAUGGGGCUAUUCUGGGGAAGCUGUAUAAAAUUCCAGAGCUUGGUGGGAAGGAUGUGGAGGAUUUGUUCACAGCUGUGCUCAGUCCUGUCACCCCACAGCCACCUCCUGCCCCACAGAUGCUGCCCAUUCACGGACAGGAUGUUUUCUCUCGGAUGCCUCUCAUGAAUGGCCUGAUUGGACCUGCUUCUCAUCUCCCUCAUAGUUCUCUGCCUCCUGGAAAUGGAUUGGGGACUUUCUCCCCUUACACUGACGCUCGAGAUAAGAAUCCAUCCUAUAAUGCCAUGGCGAAUGAUCCGCAUGGGCCCUGGACAUCAGCCACCCCUGCUGUGGAUGGUGACAACGAUGCCAUGUCGAAUGCUCAGAGAAGUACCCUCAAGUGGGAGAAGGAAGAGGCAUUGGGCGAGAUGGCAACGGUGGCGCCUGUCCUGUAUACCAACAUCAACUUCCCCAACCUCCGGGAAGAGUUUCCAGACUGGACGACUAGAGUGAAGCAGAUUGCUAAAUUGUGGAGAAAAGCCAGCUCCCAGGAGAGAGCACCAUAUGUGCAAAAAGCCCGUGACAACAGAGCCGCUCUGCGUAUCAACAAAGUGCAAAUGUCGGGCGAGUCCCUGAAAAGGCAGCAGCAGGACUGCACCGACCCUGGCUCACGAGUGGAUUCCGAUCUCUUCAAGGAUCCACUGAAGCAGCGCGAGUCAGAACAUGAGCAAGAGUGGAAAUUCCGACAGCAAAUGCGCCAGAAAAGCAAGCAGCAAGCUAAGAUCGAAGCUACGCAAAAGCUCGAGCAGGUGAAGAAUGAGCAACAGCAGCAGCAGCAACAACAGCAACAGCAGCAGCAGCAGCAACAACAGCAGCAGCUCAAGCACCACUCAGGGCCACUUGGAGCUCCGUCGGCAGCCGACACACCUGGCAGUGGGGUCCACAGCCCCAUGGCCCCUCAGCCUGGCAGUGCUUCCCCUGCACAGCCCUUCCACAAGGACAUGUUCUCAAAACAGCUCCCCGGCACCCCGACGUCAUCAGCCUCCGAUGAUGUCUUUGUCAAGCCGCAGGUGCCCCGGCCUGCUGUGCCCCCAGCCCGGGUCCCCGUACCUGAGAGUCUGCCAGCCUCACAGCCUACCCCACACCCCUUCCCAGCCGGCCCGCCUUCCUCCCGGCCCACAUCUCCCGUGGAUCCUUAUGCCAAGAUGGUUGGCACCCCAAGGCCACCUCCCAGCAGCCACAGCUUCCCCAGGAGGAGCCCUGCAGUGCUGGGCGAGAAUUGUCCCCCCACAGCGUCAGCCUCGGGGUCCAGGCCCGCUCCCAUGAGUGACAUGGCGGCGACCAGGUCCACCCCGGCUCGUGAGCCCUGCUCUUCCCCGGCCAGCAGCGACCCCUAUGUGAAGCCUCCUGACACGCCAAGACCCAUGAUGCCACCUGACCCCUUUGCCAAACCCCUGGGCCUGCCCCGGUCUCCUGUUGUGUCUGAACCUCCUGCCAAAGGCCCCCCUGCCCCAGGAGCUAGUGACCUGUUCCCAAAGCCACCCCUGAGGGCCGAUGUGUUUCAGAGGCAGCGGAUCCCCGACACGUAUGUGCGGCCCUUGCUGGCUCCAGCCCCUCUCGAUGGGGGACCCUUUAAGACCCCCUUGCAGCCGCCUCUGCCCUCCCAGGACCCAUAUGGGCCAGUGGCUCAGGUACCCAGACGCCUACCAGUGGACCCCUAUGACAGGCCCCCUCUGACCCCCCGGCCUGUCGAUAACUUUGCCCACCCACAACCCAGUGACCCAUAUGGCCAACCCCCCCAUACCCCACACCCUGCAGUGGCGCCCGAACCCCUUGCCCACUCCUCCAGGACCUUUCCUCAGCCCGGAGCCAUCACACGGCCCACAUCUCAGGACCCCUAUGCCCAGCCACCUGGAACGCCCAGACCAGUGGGUGACCCCUACUCCCAGCCUUCUGGAGUAUCUUGUUCCAAUCCAGACCCCUAUGCUCAGCCUCCUGGGACCCCGAGGCCACCUACCAUGGUCCCCUAUGGUCCUCAAACUCCCAACCCACGGCCACCUGCACAGGUGGAUUUGUUCACUCCAGCACCGGCUGCCGCUGAUCCUAGGCAUUCCGACCCAUACGCACAGCCGCCUGGAACUCCCCGGCCAGGGAUUUCUGUUCCCUAUCCUCAGCCACCAGCAGCACCAAGGCCUAGGACCUCUGAGGGUUUUCCUCGAGCUGUGAUGACUAGGCCAGGCCUCCUGCCUAAUCAGGACCCUUUCCUGCUGCCAGGACAGCAUCGUGGCCCGGCUCUGCCAGGCCCCUUGGCAAGGCCCCCCGACACCUGCCCUCAACCACCGAGGGCAGAAGCCUUUCACCAUGGAUCCCCCUCUGCAGCACGGGACCCCUACGACCAGCCUCCCAUGACACCGAGACCUCAGCUGGACUCCUUUGGGUCGGGCCAGGCCCCUCGAGAUACGGCUGACCCAGCGAGACCCGGGUCUGAGGGGAGCUUUGGUGUGCCUUCCCGCCCGCCCCUGAACCCUCCAGCCCAGCCGUUCUCUGGCAUGAACCGACUCCCAGGACCACCAGCUGGGAUACCACCAGCCGGAGUCCCAGAGACACAGAGCACUGGGAACACGUCCCAGGCGGACGCAGAGAAAUUGAGACAGCGACAGAAGCUGCGUGAGAUCAUCCUGCAACAGCAGCAGCAGAAGAAACUGGCCAGCCGGCAGGACAAAGGGUCGCAGGAUCCACCUGCGCCGCUCCCAGGCCCGCUGCAGCACUGGCAGCCUGAGACCCUCGGGCAGAACUUCGCCCGGCCCGCCCCUCCCUAUCCGGGGAGCCUCCGUGCUCCUAGUGGCCCUGCCUUGGUGCCCAGAUACGCUGUUUUCCCGAAAGAGCCGCGGGGACCCUAUGCUCCUGAUGUCAGCAGCAUGGGCAUAAGGCCACAUGGAUUUAGAUUCGGAUUUCCAGGAGGUGGUCCUGGUGCCCUGGCGGGCCAGGAAAGUUUCCUGGUGCCCCCCCAGCAGCUGCCAAGCUCUGGAGUCCCAUCACAGCUACGCAGGUCCAUGUCAAUGGACAUGGCCCGUCCUGUCCAUGGCGGGCCACUGGGCCAACACUUUCCCUCACAGGGUCUGCCACUGCAGCAGCACAACAUCCUGGGCCAGGCCUUCAUCGAGCUUCGGCACAGAGUCCCUGAGGGAAGGCCACGGCUUCCGGGCCCCACUGCCACUGCUCCUGAGCUGCCUUCGCAUCCCCGGCAUGGAAAUUUUCUGCCUAGGACAGACUUUGCGGUGCCCCGACCUACCGACCCCAUGAGACGCCUCUCCCAGGGUCUGCCCAGUCAGCUCCCCAUACACCCCAGUCUGGACCUGCUGCCGCCACCCCAGCAGGAUCCGGGCCACCCACGGCUCCUGGGCCAGCCUCUGGCCAGCGAGUUCUCUGAGGCUUCACUGUCCACGCCACCUCCAUCUCAGCAGUCUCCUGCCAACUUGGCCAUCACCCCGCAGCCCUCUGAUGGGCUGGAGGAGAAGCUGGAUGCCGACGACCCAUCUGUGAAAGAGCUGGACGUGAAGGACCUGGAGGUCAAAGACCUGGAUGACGAGGACUUGGAGAACUUGAACCUGGAUACAGAGGACAAGAGUGAUGAACUGGACACGUUGGGGAACCUGGAAGCCAACGAUCCGAACCUGGACGACCUCCUGCGGUCGGGAGAGUUCGACAUCAUCGCAUACACAGACCCAGAGCUGGAUGUGGGCGAUAAGAAAAGUAUGUUUAACGAGGAACUGGACCUCCAUGAUCCCAUCGACGACAAGCUGGAUGCCCCAUGUGCGUCUGUGGAACUGUCCAAAAAGGAGCCAGAAGAGAAAACCGUGGUGCCUUUGGAUCCACCGUCCCCGUGGAGAAAACCUGCUGCUCCCAGUGAGAUCAAAAUGGAGGACUUGUCUCCAGCUCCAAAAGCAGAAAGCAAAGGCGAAGCCGAGAAGAGCGAGGAGGAGGGCAAAGAUGCUGUGGGCACGCCCUGUUCACAGGCUUCCACGCACCCUGACGGGAGUGAGGGAGAGAAGGCAUCUCUGGCCACCUGUGAGACGGAGCCCCUGGAGAAAAGAUCCACUGGAGAAGCUGCCAGCUGCAGCACUAAUGAGGCCAUUGGGUCUACCCCGAAGCCUGCACAAGACACCAUGCAGGCCCAUAGCAUCACGGGUUCCACCCCGGUUCUCUCCAGUUUACUUGCGACCGAGAAACCCGACAAUUCUGAACUCAGACCCUCACGCUCCCCACCGUCACCGCCACCCACUGUGUCGGCCUCCCCGUCUGGACCUGGCCCAGGCUUGCCCCCAAGCCACACUCUGGAGGGCACCGUCAACACUAGUGUUUCUGUGGUGUCGAGGCUCAACCACAAUUUUGCACAGGCAGUGCCAGUAAAUCCAGGCUUUGUGGGGGGACAGUUGCCAGCGGCUCACGGCUUUGGGACAGGAAAACCCCCAAGUCAAACUGUGCCUCUGACCGGUCAGUCUGCGAACGGCAACAUGGCCGGAUCCCAGCAGCUCCUAAUUCCUCAGAAUUUAGCCCAGCAGAGUCGUGAGCGACCCCUGCUCUUGGAGGAGCAGCCUCUGCUUCUACAGGACCUUCUGGAUCAAGAGAGGCAGGAGCAGCAGCAGCAACGGCAGAUGCAGGCCAUGAUCCGCCAGCAGCGCUCUGAGCCCUUCUUCCCCAAUAUUGAUUUCGAUGCAAUUACAGAUCCCAUCAUGAAAGCCAAAAUGGUCGCUCUGAAAGGUAUCAAUAAAGUGAUGGCACAGAGCAACAUGGGCAUGUCAACCAUGGCCAUGAGCAGGUUCCCCUUCAUGGGCCCUCCCGUGCCUGGAGCCCAGAACAGUGACAGCCAGACCCUCCUGCCUCAAGCCAUCGCUCAGGAUGGCAGUAUAACACAUCAGAUUUCUAGGCCUAAUCCUCCAAAUUUUGGUCCAGGCUUUGUCAAUGAUACACAACGCAAGCAGUACGAAGAAUGGCUACAAGAAACUCAGCAGCUGCUACAAAUGCAGCAGAAGUACCUGGAGGAGCAGAUCGGGGCGCACAGGAAGUCCAAGAAGGCCCUUUCAGCCAAGCAGCGCACUGCCAAGAAGGCGGGGCGCGAGUUCCCCGAGGAGGAUGCCGAGCAGCUGAAGCACGUCACAGAGCAGCAGAGCAUGGUGCAGAAGCAGCUGGAACAGAUUCGCAAGCAGCAGAAAGAGCAUGCGGAGCUGAUCGAAGACUAUCGCCUGAAACAGCAGCAGCAGCACUGUGCCCUGGUGCCCCCCACAGGCAUACCUGGGGUCCAGCCACAACCCGCCCUGAGCCAGCCCAGCUUCCCUCUGGGCCCGCCUCAGCAGCACCCAGCAGCCAGCAUCUCAGGUCACAGCAGCCCCGCCAGGAUGCCUUCAUUGCCUGGCUGGCAGCCAGCGCCUACCCCAGCGCACCUGCCCCUCACCCCACCCCGGCUGCCCAUGAAAGCCUGUGCACCAACCCCCGGAGCCCCCCAGAACAGUGGGCCACCGCCGCGGGUAGAAUUCGACGACAACAACCCCUUCAGCGAGGGCUUCCAGGAGCGGGAGCGCAAAGAACGGUUGCGGGAGCAGCAGGAGCGCCAGCGGGUGCAGCUGAUGCAGGAGGUGGACCGGCAGCGAGCACUGCAGCAGCGGCUGGAGGUGGGCCCACACGGCUUGCUGGGCACUGAGCUGGGCCCCUUCAGUGGCCCGGCCCUGCCCUGCGACUUUGUACAGCAUCCUCGGGCCCUGCCGCCAUCGCCCCAGCACCCGCCGCUGCCACCUCAGACUCUCCCGAGGCCCAUGAACUCGCCCCCAGCCCAGACCUUCCUGCCGGCCAGUGAGCGCAGGCCUGGAGGCCCCCCAUCCAUUUCUGCUGGGAGCCCCAACUUCCAUCCCGGGAAGCAGGGCCAUGGAGUUCUCUCAGUGGCAAGGCCCCCAUUUCCCGCCCCGCCGGUGGCUAUCAGUGGCCCCUGUGGUCAGGACCCAGGAGCCAGCCCUGGCCUGAGCCAAUCCGGCUCAGCGCAGCCCCUCAACCAACUGUACUCGGACAUCCUCCCAGAGGAGAAGAACAAGAAGAAGAGGGUCCGGAAGAAGCGGAAAGAGGAAGAUGCGGAGCCUACUGGGGCUCCCUCCACACCGCACUCAGACAGCACGGCUCCUCCCACGCCGGGCCCCUCAGAACCUACUUCCACUCCUGGUGAGCUGCCACCUCAGAAAGACAGUGAGGCCGGAGAAACUGAGUCUGACAGCAAACCGGUUCCUGCUCAGGACCCCAGCCAGCUGUCAUACACCGAUCCCAAGGAAACACCCCCAGCUGGGGACAUGCCUGUCGCGGCAGCGGCGGUGGACGAUGGGGUCAAAACGGAGGGUGACGAGUGUGAUCGGAGCCCCGGACAUUGUGGAUCCCAAAUGGAAGCACCUGGCUUGGGACCUGAGCCUGGGGAAGGGGCUGCAGCCUCUCCGGGCUCCUCAGGACAGAGCCCUGCCCCAGUCAUCAAGGCUGAGUCCAGCAACGAGCUCCUGAAACACCUGCUGAAGAACAAGAAAGCAGCUUCCCUCUUGGGCAGGAGGCCCCGGGACGGCUACCCGGACACCCUGGGCCCAGGCUUGCCGGCUUUGGGGGCUCCCAUGCAAGGCAGUUUUGCAUGUGGCAACAGCCAGUUGCCAAGAGCCGAUGGUUGUGGAAGCGAAAUUAAGAAACAGCGAAGCAAACGGACUCAGAAGACUGGGGAGAAGGCAGCGCCCCGCUCCAAAAGAAGAAAAAAGGAGGAGGAGGAGAAGCAGGCCAUGUACGCGGGCAUGGGCGGAUUCUCCCACCUGAAACAGCAGCUCUCUCUGCUCCCUCUCCUGGAGCCAGUCAUUGGAGUCAACUUUGCGCACUUUCUUCCCUACGGCAGUGGCCGAUUCAGUAGUGGGAAUCGGCUCCUGGGCGCCUUUGGCAGCGCUGCCCUGGAAGGCGCAUCCGACUACUACUCCCAGCUCAUCUACAAGCAGAAUAAUUUAAGUAAUCCUCCAACACCCCCUGCCUCUCUUCCUCCUACACCACCUCCUAUGGCUUGUCAGAAGAUGGCAAAUGGUUUUGCAACUACUGAAGAGCUUACUGGAAAAGCUGGAGUGUUCGUGAACCACGAAGUUACCAAAAACCUUGGACCUAAACCCUUUCCGCUGCUGUUCAGACCCCAUGAAGACCUGUUAGCCAGGGCCAUUGCCCAGGGCCCAAAGACGGUGGAUGUCCCAGCGUCACUGCCUACGCCGCCUCAUAACGCUCAGGAGGAGCUCAGGCUUCAGGAUCAGGGUGGAGACAGUCCUGACAGCUUCGUCCCCUCCUCCUCCCCUGAAAGCGUCGUGGGCGUGCAGCUGAGCCGCUACCCCGACUUGUCUCUGGUCAAAGAGGAGCCCCUGGAGCCGGCGCCAUCCCCCAUCAUCCCCCUGCUUCCCAGCAGAGGUUGGGAGCCAAGAAGGAGUGACAUCAAAGCUGAGCCCGGCUCCUUCUUUUUCACGCCGCCACUCGGUGCAUCCCCAAACGGGCCCAGGUCGGGUCUCAUUUCUGUAGCAAUCACUCUGCAUCCUGCAGCUGCUGAGAACAUUAGCAGUGUUGUGGCUGCAUUUUCUGACCUCCUCCAUGUCCGAAUCCCUACCAGCUAUGAGGUUAGUACUGCUCCAGAUGUUCCAUCCAUGGGUUUGGUCAGUACCCAGCGAGUAAACCCAGGUAUGGAGUAUCGACAGCAUUUAUUUCUUCGUGGGCCUCCACCAGGAUCUGCACACCCUCCCCGAUUAGCCAGCCCUUACCGGCUGAAGCAGCCAAGUGUCUCAUUUCCUCCAACAAACAACGGUCUCUCUGCCUACCAAGAUGCAAAAUCCAGUGUCGCUGAGAGCACGGCCCCCCGCCCACAAUGGUGCUGCCACUGCAGAGUGGUCGUUCUCGGAAGUGGGGUGCGCAAAUCUCCCCGAGACCUGGCCUUCGCGAGCAAGGACUCUCGAGAAAGUGCCAGCCGGGUAGAGAAGGACAUUGUGUUUUGCAGUAAUAACUGCUUUCUACUGUAUUCAUCAACCACACAAGCAAAAAACUCAGAUAGCAAGGAAAGUGGCGCCCUGCUCCCACUGUCACCUCUGCGGGAGGCUCCGUCCAGAACCUUCCACCAGUACAGCAACAAUACCUCAGCCUUGGAUGUGCACUGCCUGCCCCAGCUCCAGGGCAGCACUUCACCCCGGGCCUCGCCACCUCUCCCAUUUCCACCCGCCCUGGAGGCUGCCGCAGUGCAGGCCAAGCCCGAUGAGCUGAAGGUGACGGUGAAACUGAAGCCCCGGCUGCGGACCCUGCCAGGCUUCGAGGACUGCCGGCCCCUUAGCAAGAAGUGGCGGGGCAUGAAGUGGAAGAAGUGGAGCGUUCACAUUGUCCUCCCGAAGGGUGCGUACAAGGCACCGGCCGAGGAGGAGAUUGAUGAAGUCCUCACCGAGCUGGGCACCUCCCUGCGCCCUGACCCGGCACCCCGGGACUACCGCAAGUGCUGCUUUUGCCACGAGGAGGGCGACGGACUUACCGAUGGGCCCGCCAGGUUGCUCAACCUCGACCUGGACCUCUGGGUGCACCUCAACUGUGCUCUGUGGUCCACUGAGGUGUACGAGACGCAGGCCGGGGCCCUCAUCAACGUGGAGCUGGCGCUGCGCCGAGGCCUGCAGAUGAAGUGCGUCUUCUGCCACAGGACAGGUGCCACCAGUGGCUGCCACCGCUUCCGCUGUGCCAACACCUACCACUUCACGUGCGCCCUCAAAGCACCUUGCAUGUUCUUCAAGGACAAGACCAUGCUGUGCCCAGCGCACAAGCCCAAGGGCGUGCACGAGCAGGAGCUGAGCUGCUUUGCCGUGUUCCGGCGCGUGUUUGUGCAGCGCGACGAGGUGCGGCAGGUGGCCAGCAUCGUGCAGCGCGGCGAGCGUGAGCAUACUUUCCGUGUGGGCAGCCUCAUCUUCCACACCAUCGGGCAGCUGCUGCCCCAGCACAUGGCCGCCUUCCACUCGCCCAAGGCGCUCUUCCCCGUGGGCUACGAGGCCAGCCGCCUGUACUGGAGCACCCGGCAUGCACACCGGCGCUGCCGCUACCUCUGCUCCAUUGGGGACCAGGAUGGUCGCCCUGUCUUUAUCAUCCGCGUGGUGGAGCAAGGCCAUGACGACCUGGUGCUGAGUGACUCCUCGCCCAAAGGAGUCUGGGACAAGAUUCUGGAACCCGUGGCAAGUGUGCGGAAGCAGUCGGACAUGCUGCAGCUCUUCCCGGCCUACCUCAGGGGGGAAGACCUGUUUGGACUCACCGUCUCUGCUGUGGCCCGCAUCGCUGAAUCACUGCCAGGUGUCGAGGCGUGUGAGAACUACACCUUCCGCUAUGGCCGGAACCCCCUCAUGGAGCUCCCCCUCGCUGUGAACCCCACGGGUUGUGCCCGCUCGGAGCCCAAAAUGAGUGCCCAUGUCAAGAGGUUCGUGUUAAGGCCUCACACCCUGAAUAGCACCAGCGCCUCCAAGUCCUUCCAGAGCACAGUCACUGGCGAGCUGAAUGCGCCCUACAGCAAGCAGUUCGUGCACUCCAAGUCCUCACAGUACCGCAAGAUGAAGACAGAGUGGAAGUCCAACGUGUACCUGGCCCGCUCGCGUAUCCAGGGCCUGGGCCUCUAUGCAGCCCGGGACAUUGAGAAGCACACGAUGGUUAUCGAGUACAUCGGGACCAUCAUCCGCAACGAGGUGGCCAACCGGAAGGAGAAACUCUACGAAUCUCAGAACCGGGGUGUGUACAUGUUCCGCAUGGAUAAUGACCAUGUGAUUGACGCCACUCUCACGGGUGGGCCUGCCAGGUACAUCAACCAUUCAUGCGCCCCGAACUGUGUCGCAGAGGUGGUAACUUUUGAAAGAGGCCACAAGAUCAUCAUCAGCUCCAACCGGCGGAUCCAGAAAGGCGAGGAGCUUUGCUACGACUACAAGUUUGACUUCGAGGAUGACCAGCACAAGAUCCCAUGCCACUGCGGGGCCGUGAACUGCCGCAAGUGGAUGAACUGAGCCCCCAGCCCCGUGGGCCCGCAGGCGGAAGGGGGUGCUUUUCUCACGUAGAACUCUCUGGAAACAAGCUUUGGGGAGCUCUGCUUUCCUCGGCCUCUAGCGUCCCGAGGCGGGCGGAGAGCCAGGACAGUCCAGCACUUUUUUGGUUUCUUUUCUUUCUUUUUGUGGGUGGGUUUCGUUUGUCUGUUUCUAGUCUCACUGAGGAGAAACUUCUUCUGGGGCAAAGAGCCGACGGCUGCCCUGCCCCGGGCAGGCCUUCCUAUGAAUGUAAGACUGAAAUCACCAGCGGAGGGACAGCCGAGGGCUGGCCACGGCCUCCAGACGGUCGGACUCGCGUAGACACCACUGAACCAGGAAUGUACGGAUGCCUCCUUAGGGCCGGAGCUAAGGGAUGAUAACUUGCACUAAACACACUUAAAUACUUGAUUCCAUGAGUCAGUUUAUUGUAGUUUUUGAUUUCUGUAAAAUAAGAGAAACUUUUUGUAUUUAUUAUUGAAUAAGUGAAUGAAGCUAUUUUUAAAUAAAAGUUAGAAGAAGCCAAGCUGCUGCUGCUACCUGCAGAACUAACAACCUGUUACUCUGUACAAAGGUGUAAAUAUUUUGAGAAAAAAAAUUACAGUAUAAAAAUAGUUAUUGACCAAAUGCUACCAGGCUCUGCAGCAGCUCGGGUGCUUAUAAAACGUUCAUAGGGAUGUCACAAUAUAAUUUUGCGUUCCCUAAGUAUGCCAUUUUAAUUAUGUAAUAACCAAAUUUUGGACCUAGAGUGUUUGGGGCUUUUUGGAACUGAAGGUGUCUUAGUACUGCGUUGUUUUGUACACCUUCUUUUCUUCCUCCCUUCCUUUUUUCCGCUGAGAUGAAGCGUGUGCUCCGGCUACCACUUUUGUAGCUGUUUUGGUAAUUUAAACUAAUUUUUUCAUAUUAUAUUGUUGCAUCCCUACUUCUUCAGUCAGGUUUUUUUGUGCUUAUUACAAUUUGUGAUAACUGUGAAUAAUUGCUUACAAAUACACCCCAGUUGGAGGCUGAAUUUUCUUCAGCAAGAGUAGUUUCGAUUAGAGCUUCGUUUCAGGCCACCAAGAAUCAUGUAAACACACAGGAUGGUCGGGAGCCGCCGGGCCCUCGCGCUCACCCAGCGUGGGCCUUGGCGGCAUUAGGGUUUCGGGCGAUGUGAUUUUAAAUGUGUUUGUAUGAACUGUUUGUUUACAUUUCUUUUAAUAAAGGAACACACUGUUUUGUGUUUGCUCGUAGGAACUUGACCCACAUUUGGAGCCAGGUUAGCUUUUUACUUUGUACUUACAAUGCCGGUACUGACCUUUCCCGGGCUGACUAGAUAUGGGGUUUUGUGCGCACAAUUCCAUGGUGGAGCCGCAGUGGCGGCGCUGCUGCACCUGUAAUUAUGGCAUGAUGUAUUUUUAUCGGACAGAGAAAUCAAUUGUAUAUAUUUUUUCUUGAUAAAUAGCUGUAUGAAAUUUGUUUCUUGAAUAUUUUUCUUCUCUUGUACAAUAUUCGACAUCCUGCCAGUAUUUGUUCCACUGCGUCUGGUUUGUUCUGUUUUCUGUUCUGUAUCUAAUGUUGGCAAAAUUGAAUUUUUUGAAGUAUACAGAGUGUUAUGGGUUUUGAAAUUUGUGGACACAGAUUUAGAAGAUCAUCAUUUACAAAUAAAAUAUUUUACAUCUA